CUUAUCCUCCUCUCCUCUUCCAAUUCUCGAAAUCUUCACGUUCUUCUUGAUAUAGUCCUCAAUUUCUGGUUGCAGGCGACCUACGAAGCGAUGGUGAUGUUUAAGGUUUCCCGUGUUGAAACCACUCCUUUCGAUGGUCAGAAGCCAGGGACAUCUGGUCUAAGGAAGAAGGUAAAAGUGUUUGUGCAACCUCAUUACUUGCAUAAUUUUGUUCAAUCAACAUUCAAUGCACUAACUGCUCAGAAGGUUAAGGGUGCCACACUUGUUGUUUCUGGUGAUGGGCGUUAUUUCUCAAAAGAUGCCAUUCAGAUUAUUAUUAAAAUGUCAGCGGCAAAUGGAGUAAGACGGGUUUGGGUAGGACAAAAUGGAUUACUUUCAACACCUGCUGUAUCAGCUGUAAUCCGUGAAAGAGUUGGGGCUGAUGGAUCCAAAGCAACAGGAGCAUUUAUAUUGACUGCAAGUCAUAAUCCUGGUGGCCCUCAUGAGGAUUUUGGGAUCAAAUACAACAUGGAAAAUGGUGGACCUGCUCCCGAGGCAAUUACGGAUAAGAUAUAUGAGAAUACAAAAUCAAUGAAGGAGUACUUCAUUGCGGAAGAUUUACCAGAUGUGGAUAUUUCAAAUAUAGGUGUAACAAGUUUUCAUGGGCCUGAGGGACAAUUUGACGUUGACGUUUUUGAUUCAGCUAGUGAUUAUGUCAAAUUGAUGAAGUCAAUUUUUGAUUUUGAGUCUAUCCACAAGCUGCUUGCGUCUCCAAAAUUCAAAUUCUGUUAUGAUGCACUUCAUGGAGUAGCUGGAGCUUAUGCCAGCCGUAUUUUUGUAGAAGAGCUUGGUGCAAAUGAAAGUUCAUUACUGAACUGCACACCAAAGGAAGACUUCGGUGGAGGGCAUCCAGAUCCUAACCUGACCUAUGCAAAGGAGUUAGUUGCUCGCAUGGGUUUAGGCAAAACAAACCCAGAACAGGAACCGCCUGAAUUUGGUGCAGCUGCUGAUGGUGAUGCAGAUCGUAACAUGGUCCUUGGUAAAAGGUUUUUUGUGACUCCUUCGGAUUCUGUUGCCAUUAUUGCUGCAAAUGCUGUACAGUCCAUUCCAUAUUUUUCUGGUGGUCUGAAGGGAGUUGCCAGGAGCAUGCCUACAUCAGCUGCACUUGAUGUUGUAGCUAAACAUUUAAAUCUGAAGUUUUUUGAGGUGCCAACAGGCUGGAAAUUUUUUGGGAACUUAAUGGAUGCUGGAAUGUGUUCAGUUUGUGGUGAAGAAAGUUUUGGAACUGGUUCUGAUCAUAUAAGGGAGAAAGAUGGCAUUUGGGCAGUUUUGGCUUGGCUAUCUAUUCUUGCCUAUAAAAAUAAUGACAAUCUCAAUGAAGGAAAACUGAUCACUGUUGAAGACAUAGUUACUCACCAUUGGGCUACUUAUGGUCGCCAUUAUUAUACACGCUAUGACUAUGAAAAUGUUGAUGCUGGUGCAGCAAAGGAGCUAAUGGCAUAUUUGGUCAAGCUGCAAGCUUCUCUACCUGAUGUGAACAAGAUUAUAAAGGGAAUAAGGACAGAUGUGUCUGAUGUUGCGCAAACUGAUGAAUUUGAGUAUAAAGAUCCUGUUGAUGGGUCUAUCUCAAAGCACCAGGGUAUCAGAUAUCUGUUUGCAGAUGGAUCACGAUUGGUUUUCCGCCUCUCCGGAACUGGAUCGGAAGGUGCAACCAUCCGUCUUUACAUCGAGCAAUAUGAGAAGGAUGCUUCGAAGACUGGGAGGGAUUCCCAAGAAGCAUUAGCCCCUCUUGUGGAGGUUGCUCUUAAGCUUUCUAAGAUGCAGGAGUUCACUGGACGAUCCGCUCCAACUGUUAUUACAUAGAUCAACUGCAGAAUACAGCAGGUUUUGUUAUUUAAAGUAUGUAGGAGGGUAUGUGUUGCUAUCAUGUCUUCAGCUGUGGAGGUUUUUAUCCAUAACACUGUCAGCGACUUGAUCAGAUAUCGGGCAUAAGUUUUCCAAUUAUGCCACCGUAUCCGAUCAUUGAUGUGAUAAGAGUGAUAUGAACUUGAAUAUGCUGUCAAUUUAUUUAGAUCAUUUUGGCAAUAAUAUGAGUAAUUCGGAAAAGAGAACUUUUGAGUUCUUAA
This is a messenger RNA of Telopea speciosissima, 2105 nucleotides long. Its product is annotated as phosphoglucomutase, cytoplasmic-like. Gene Ontology annotation, molecular function: phosphoglucomutase activity; magnesium ion binding. The transcript is spliced from 18 exons. NCBI's taxonomy places the organism in Eukaryota, Viridiplantae, Streptophyta, Magnoliopsida, Proteales, Proteaceae. The record is from RefSeq and is a predicted model, not a curated record. Bases 91 to 1842 code for a protein of 583 amino acids. Gene Ontology annotation, biological process: carbohydrate metabolic process. Gene Ontology annotation, cellular component: cytosol.